CAAGGCUGAUAAAGUUCCAAGCAUUCAGCUUAAAGCAGACCUUCUUGCUUCAGGACUUGGAGAACAAAGGAAAUGACAACGAUCCCAUGGUUGUAACAAACAAACUGAUGGAGGUGUUUCCAAAGCUGCAAGAAGGGGGAGGCUUUGAGUUUCUAAAAAUUGCAGGAUCUACUCGCAGUCGAAAUCUUGGACUUCUUCAAUGUCCCAGCACAGGAUACACCCUUACCUAUCUAAAAGAUCCAUCUCCAACAAUUGGACAGGCUACAAUUGACAUACGCCCACUUCAACAGGACCUACCCAUUGAUUCAGUAUGGAAAUUUACACUGUCACCAUUUGAUACAUAGUUCAAAUAAAUUGCACUGUGGAGUUUUAAUCAAUACUUAACAGAUUUGUUGUUCUUAGGAAAGCUCGGGACAUGCCUCUGGUCCAGAAGGAGGUUCCCUUCUCUGAAAUGAAACUGCACCGAGCUAACUGGGAUGGCUAUGCACUUGUUAAAGAUAUAUAAGAAUUACAUAUUCAUUUUUCAAUAAGAAAUGUCUUUUUAGUUUUUGUGCACACAGAUGAGAGGAAAUGACUAUAACAUUUUCUGAACUUCAAGGACCCCCAUGCAGGAAACACAUAGAGAAGGAGAGGGAGACCGUGGUGAGGAGAAUGAUAGAGAGCCACCCACUGACAGGGACAGCGUUCCAGUGAGGCCUGAAACAUCUGUAGAGAGUGAAGUAGAACCAGUAGUGAUUGAAAACUGGAAGAUUAUUAAAGAACCAACUCUGGCUGCCCAAGUUUUCAAAGAUAAUCUACUAAGUGAACAUGCAACCGGGAAGCCUCUUAAACUGAAAAUGGAUGUAAGGGAGCGUGAGGAGGACAGGGAACGGGCACUUCUCUCAUUCUAUAAACAGCAACAGGAAUGGGCAUGUCCACUUCAUUGUACCCUUGAUGGAGGAGUGGGCCAAACUCUGCUAUUUGAAGGUGAGCCUGACCAUCUCGUUCCAGCUGCAUCAGAGGUGCUUAUUGAGAGCAACCUCUUCCGGGUUGCAGGAAGGAUGAUAGCCCACUCCUUUUUGCAUGAUGGCCCCCAUGUCACCGGAUUAAGUCCUGCUGUUAUUCAUGUACUGUUCAAUGGGGACCCUGAAAUGGCAACAAUUGUUGUCGAGGACUGUCCUGAUCUGCACAUCAGGAGUAUUAUAACAAUGCUUGAACUUGAAGAACUUACUCAGGAACAGAAGGACACAGUGUCAGAUCUUUCCCUGUCUUGGGAUCUCCCAGCAGUCACUAAAACGAAUCAGAGGUGGCUACAUAACAAACUUCUAGUACACGCGGUCAUCGGGAGGACCAUGCGCCAAAUUAAACAGUUGAGAAAGGGAUUGAAAGAUGUGAUGCUAUGGCCCCUGCUGACAUCAAGGCCAGAUGUUGUCCCACUUCUUUUUCUGAAAAUGGCAGGAAUGCAGUUUGUACCCCAGAUGUUCCUAGACAAAAUCACAUGGCCUGUGGAGGACAGUGAUGAUGAAGAACUUGACAUUGAGUGCAAGUGCCGCAUCACUGGUUUUCUACGGAUGUUCAUUGAAACAGCUUCAUCAGAUACUCUGGCUCAGUUGCUGAAGUUCUGGGUCGGCUGGGAAAUGCUCCCUCCAGAACUCAAAGUGGAGUUUUCCGGGGGAACCUUCCCAUCAUCCUCCACAUGCUUUGAAACACUGAAGCUGCCAGCUCAUUACAACACCUACAAAGACUUUGAGGAAGCACUUGUUGCUGCCAUAGACAGUGCACACACUGGAUUUGCUCUUGUUUAAGUAUUUUCAGGCAAUGAUGUUGCUGUGCUUUUAUUCAGUAGAAAAAGGUCAAUUUGAGUGAAGUGAGUUCAGUGUUUUUCUAACAUUUCAAAUACAGUGCAGUAUUUUCUUUCCCUGAAAAUGACACUGCUUUGUUGUUGCUCUUCUGUCAACUGUUUGAUACUUCAGUGUGCAUCACCUUGCUGUCCUUGCCUGUUGUCAUUGGCUACAUGAGGUUGUUGAAAUAUCUCUUGAUGCUAGAAAAAUUGGUUUUAUUUGCAUUAAAACAGCAUAUUAUUAUUUCAGAUUUUUAUUGACAAAUCAAGUUAACUAAUUCAUGAGUGACAUUUGCACAAUAAAUAAAAUAAAAGGCCUGCUUAA
Messenger RNA from Labrus bergylta (ballan wrasse), 2144 nucleotides. NCBI's taxonomy places the organism in Eukaryota, Metazoa, Chordata, Actinopteri, Labriformes, Labridae. The record is from RefSeq and is a predicted model, not a curated record.